GGGGGGAGCCCGUCACGGCUAACGGACGCGCUGAGGAGAGCAGCAGAUCACAUUCUUCGGUCGUCGAACCGCGAUAUCCCGGACAGAGUCAUGGACUUCUGACUAGGCUGUUGACUCAAACGACUCCCCCAAAACAUUAUUUACUCUAAAGCGUAGUAUCAUUUUCAUUUAACGGUUAUCCAUGAGAUUCUUCAGGCUUACCUUCAAGUGCUUCGUCGACUGCUUUUGAAUCUCCUCUUUCAACGGCUGAACGGACCGCGGCGCUUUGUGACAUUUUACCAUCUCUUGGCUGAGCUGAGGGGUUCCAACGUGUGAUAUAAAAAAAAACUGAGAUUUUUUUCUAUUUCAGCAAGAAGAAAUAACUAACUCAAAAAAAAGAAAAUCACAAAGACGACCGGAGCACUGUACAUAGUGGUUACAUCUCUGGCUGCCACUCUGAGCCCUGCCGCUGCCCUCUUUAGCCGGGCAUUGUUAAAACUUCGGCUCCCCCCUUGACUGAAAAAGAGAACAAAAACGAGCUCUUGUGAAAUAUAAAUUAUUUUUGUGCCGCUAUCCAAGAAUAUGUCCCCAGAGUUGGAAGAGAACAGCCAAGGUGAUAUCAGUGUCUCUCAGUUGGAGGCAGGGGCUCUGUCUGAGGAGGAGUGCGGGGGGUCAGCUCGCCCCUUGGUGCCGGUGCCUGGUGCAGGACCGGGCUGUGGUGAGAACAGGGGAGCAGGCCCUCCACAGAGCCAGGAUGGGGCUGCAGCUGCCACUGGAAAUGGGGCUGUUUCAGGACCAGCUGUGGAGAGAGAAACCUGGACCAGACAGAUGGAUUUCAUCAUGUCCUGCGUGGGUUUUGCUGUUGGAUUGGGAAACGUUUGGCGGUUUCCUUACCUUUGCUACAAGAAUGGAGGAGGGGUUUUCCUGAUCCCUUACUUGCUGAUUGUGUUCAUUGGGGGCAUCCCCGUCUUCUUCCUGGAGAUUGCACUGGGCCAGUUCAUGAAGCAGGGGGGGGUCUCUGCAUGGAAUAUUGCACCACUCUUUAAAGGUCUGGGCCUGGCCUCAAUGGUGAUUGUGUUCUUCUGUAACACAUAUUACAUUAUGAUUCUGGUGUGGGGCCUCUACUUUCUCUUCCACUCUUUCACAAACCCACUGCCCUGGGCCACCUGUGGACACCCCUGGAACACCCCUAACUGUACACAGGACUUCAGACGUACUUGCCACAACCGGAGUGCUGCCCAGCCUGCUCUGCCGACAUCUGCUGCCUCCCCUUCCGACCUCCCCUCCACUGUGUCCAUGCUGAAUGUGUCUUUGCCCCAACUGCUCCUCAAUGGCAGCUGCAUGGAGGCUGAGGGUUUGCGCUCUCCGGUCAUUGAGUUCUGGGAACGCAAAGUACUUCGUCUGUCUGGAGGUCUGCACGAACCUGGUGACAUAAGCUAUGAGAUGGUGCUUUGUCUUGUUGCCACCUGGAUCAUUGUUUAUUUCUGCAUGUGGAAAGGAGUAAAGUCUACAGGAAAGGUUGUGUACUUCACAGCUCUGUUUCCGUACCUGGUUCUGGUGGUUCUUUUGGCCCAUGGAGUCACUCUACCUGGAGCUUUGGAUGGCAUUGUUUACUACCUAAAACCAGACUGGUCCAAGCUUGGAGAAGCACAGGUGUGGAUUGAUGCUGGAACACAAAUUUUUUUCUCCUAUGCCAUCGGACUUGGCGCCCUUACUGCAUUGGGAAGCUACAAUCGCUUCCACAACAACUGUUACCAGGAUGCAUUUGUCUUGGCCCUUAUAAACAGUGGGACCAGUUUCUUUGCUGGUUUUGUGGUGUUCUCGGUAUUGGGUUUCAUGGCUGCAGAACAAGGAGUGGACAUCAGCAAGGUGGCGGAAAGUGGUCCAGGCUUGGCCUUCAUAGCUUACCCCAAGGCUGUGACAUUGAUGCCUCUGGCGCCACUCUGGGCAGCACUGUUCUUCUUUAUGUUGCUCAUACUGGGCCUGGACAGUCAGUUUGUAGGGGUAGAAGGUUUGAUAACAGGAAUCAUGGACAUGCUACCCCCUAAAUCUGCCCUGGGCUCCUUGCGACGGGAGGUGGUUGCUGCCAUCUGCUGCAUCAUCUGCUUCCUCAUUGACAUGUCCAUGGUCACUGAGGGAGGGAUGUAUGUAUUCCAGCUGUUUGACUACUACUCAGCUAGCGGGAUCACUUUGUUGUGGCAGGCCUUCUGGGAGUGUGUUGUUGUUGCAUGGGUUUAUGGUGCGGAUCGUUUCAUGGACGAUGUAGCCCGUAUGAUUGGCUACCAGCCUCUACCCUACAUGAAGUGGUGUUGGUCUUACAUCACCCCCUUUGUCUGUGUAGGAGUGUUCCUGUUUCACGUGGUGAACUACAAGCCCCUGACCUACAACACAGUGUACACAUACCCCAUUUGGGGUGAGGCACUUGGCUGGGCGCUGGCUCUGUCCUCCAUGCUCUGUAUUCCUGUCACUGUUCUCUACAAAUUGCUGCGCUGCAAAGGAUCGUUGCGAGAGCGAUGGCAGCACUUAACCACCCCAGUCUGGGGCAGACAUCACAUGGAGUACCUUGCUCCAGAGAGUGAGGCCAAACUGCUGCCCCCUGCAGGAACCAAGAGUACGCUACUUUUUGAGAGUGUCAUCUGAUGAGCUGAGCACUGACAUCAGCACACACAUACACAAAAACACACCCCCUACACCAGUAAAAUACCAUCUAAACACAGAUUUAAGGCUACGAAAAAUCCCUGGACAAAAGGACCAAAGAUUACACUGGAAAAGAACUGCAACACCCUCUCACGCAUACAAUCGUACUCUCUUCUCCGCUUUCUGACUCUACCUCGCUGCCUUUCCCCUGGCUUUCUGCUGUCUCGUCCAGUCUCGUCCUGUGGGUGUGAUUUGUCUGCCGUAGUUGCAAUAUUUUCCCUCCCCUGCCCUUUCUGUCAGUGUUUCAAAAGACUCAUUUUUCUCAUCUGCCAUCUUGGCCCAAAUGAGCAGAAACCUAAAAGAUUCUGGUUAGAUCACUUCAAUGAAAAAACCCCAUAUCAGCUGCUGAUAUUCCAUAGUCUGAAUGAGUGUGCGUGUGUCGCUGUGUGUAUGCCUGUGCCUGUCUGUUUGUGUGUGGGCAUGUGCAUGUGUUUGUGUGGAGUACCUGUUGGACCGUGACAGUGUUAUCUUCCUUUAGACGUGACAUUGAAUUAAGCAUCCAAAAAUAACUUCCAUUUGUAAAAACAAAAACAUCCAAUCACAAUGAGACAAUGCAUCACAAUUUCCAGCCGUGUAUUAUGAACUAUUUUAAGUAUUCUGUGUAUUGUAGAUCUGUGAAUUAGUGUUAAUAUUUGGAGGGAAUGCUGAUCAUUCUUCCUCAUUAGGAGAAGAGAAACAUCUGAACUCUGUAACAAGCUGGAGACUUGAGUUGUGGGGAGGGGAAAGAGAGAAGCAAUAAAUGACCAGAUGAUGAUGUA
Menidia menidia (Atlantic silverside) is the source of this 3434-nucleotide messenger RNA. The record is from the annotation of a GenBank genome assembly. Lineage: Eukaryota; Metazoa; Chordata; Actinopteri; Atheriniformes; Atherinopsidae.